Phaedon cochleariae (mustard beetle) is the source of this 6893-nucleotide messenger RNA. Lineage: Eukaryota; Metazoa; Arthropoda; Insecta; Coleoptera; Chrysomelidae. The record is from the annotation of a GenBank genome assembly.
CGCCAUUCUAGGUUUCGGUGAGUGCGCCGUCCACAGCCGCAUUAGUCCCAAGUUGGCCGUGGAACGGCGAGCUCGAUUUUCGAUUGUUUGAUACGAGAGACCGCGUCGCCUCCUGCGACCCACAGGAGACAAACGAGGAACGAGGUCGGGCACUUGCGCGUUUUCCACUUACACACCUGUUGAGUGCGGGAAGUGAAUUUUCCUUGGGAGUAGUGCGUCCAUAUAGUUCGGGGGAGUUUACGAAGGGUCCCUAUUGGUCGGGAAUGGGAUUCCGAUGUGACGGUGGUCAUAGACCGGCUGACUGAUGGGAUUUUCGUGGUUUUAGUGGCGAAGGACUCGACACGGUGGUUUUCAUGGUUCUGGAUUCUAGUAUGUUUCUUACCAGCGACCUGGACACGUUCCUGUGCAAGCAGGAGUGGGAACGGCGACUGGAAGAAGAGCUCGAAAAACCCCACCGAGGAGAUCCUGUCUCCCAGAUCGAUGACUUCUUCGAAUCGUCCCACAACACCAACAUCAUCCGACACCAACCGUCCACCAUGAGCUAUACCGGCAAAAAUGACGUGUACGUGUCGAUGCGAUCGUUGGUCGGCGGCCCCGAAGACGACGCCUUCCUGCGACCGACCGCCCUCUGGGAGGACAUCGCCAGCAGCAUCCAGAACAUCGAUCCGGAGAACGCGGAUAUGCUGGGCGUGGCCGCCCCCGCCCCCGCCGCCCACCACGUCAAGCUGGAGGCGGGGGAGGAGCUGGCGGGGGGCGGGGUCGUGGCAGUGGGCGGGGUGACGGGCGCGCCCCUACUGUCGCCGUUGGAAAUCAAGACGGAGAAGAUCCUGCAGCAACCAGCCCCCACGUUACACCUCCUCGGCACCCCCACCAGCCCCUACCACCCCUCCCAGCCGACCAGCCCCCACUACCACCAACCCCCGCCACCGCACCACCACCCGCACGCCACCAACAACAACAACUACAAGUACAGCAACGCGGCCCCGCCCCCUCCUCCCGGCAACGCCCUCUACCCGAUGCCGUCCCGCCUCAUGUACGUGACGCCUCUGACGCCGCCCAGCUCGGAGCCCGGCUCGCCCGGGGGGGCGGGGCCUAGACGGACUCCGCCCCCGCCGUAUCCCGCGCCUGGAUGCCAGGCGGUCACGCCCUCGCAGCACGCGUCGGCCAAUGGGCGGUUGGGAGGCGGGGCGCACGGCGUCAGGUACAACAGGCGGAAUAAUCCGGAGCUGGAGAAGAGGCGGAUACAUCAUUGUGAUUUUAUAGGUUGUACAAAAGUCUACACAAAAAGCUCACAUCUCAAAGCGCAUCAAAGGAUACAUACAGGGGAAAAACCGUACAAUUGCCAGUGGCCGGAAUGCGAAUGGCGAUUCGCGCGAUCCGAUGAGCUCACCCGCCAUUACAGGAAGCACACUGGCGCCAAGCCGUUCAAGUGUGGCGUUUGCGAACGAUCCUUCGCCCGGUCGGAUCAUCUGGCGCUGCACAUGAAACGCCAUCUACCGAAAACCUCCAAAUGAGGCGCGCGCCUCAAGACAUUUAUUUAUCACAUCACACCGUACAUACAUAUAUAUACACGUCCAUUCCUCAACUCAUAUGAAAAGUGACAUGUCGAUCUCAAUAAGGUUCGCGAAUUGUGUUUUCGUGGGGUUGUAGUUUAUCGGGGAGUUUUGGUGAUUGUCGUCUAGAUGGAAGGUUUGGUUGAGGCUGGAGUCAUUCGCAAUAAGGUUGAGGGUAUUGAAAAUUACUUGUAGGUAUUUGACAGGAAUCACUGCAAGUUACAAUGUUUCAAUAGUGCAAAUUAUAAAAUAACUAGUACUAGCAAACUUUUAACCCAGAUAUGUCUGAAAAUAUUUGGUUUCAAAUUUCGAUUUUUGUUGAAUAAAUGUUUUGGAAGCUAGAGUUUCCAAAAAGUUGGUGUCCUUUUAGAAGGACGGUAGGCAGAUGAGUGACAUUUCCUUGGAUAAAAGUUUCGAUUUUAUCAAUAUUCUAACUUGAAACAAGUAACUUAGGGAGCAACAUUGCAGUUUGAGAAUUUGGUGUAAACGUUUUUAUAACAAUGUCGUCAUCUGAUUUCCGUCUCCUGCGUUACCAUCAAAUGUUCAUAACGGAAAUCUGCGUUUUCUAAUGGAGAGAGAGAGGCAAAACGUCCACUUACUGCAAGUUAUCAAUUUGUUGUUGUUUGAAAACAUUUUUGGAAGCUAGAGUUUCCAAAAAGUUGGUGUCCUUUUAAAAGGACGGUAGGCAGAUGAGUGACAUUUCCUUGAAUAAAAGUUUCGAUUUUAUCAAUAUUCUAAAUAUAAUACAAGAUGACAUGAAAACCAUUCUGAACAUAAAACCGAAUGAAGAAUAUGAUUCAACUAGUCUCUGACAUAAUAGGGCUUGAAACAAGUAACUGAGGGAGCAACGUUGCAGUUUUAGAAUUCGGUGAAAACGUUUUUAUAAGAAUGUCGGCAUCUGAUUUCCGUCUCCUGCGUUACCAUCAAAUGCUCAUAACGGAAAUCUGCGUUUUCUAAUGGAGAGAGAGAGACAAAACGUCCACUUACUGCAAGUUAUCAAACUGUUGUUGUUUGAAAACAUUUUUAGAAGCUAGAGUUUCCAAAAAGUUGGUGUCCUUUCAAAAGGACGGUAGGCAGAUGAGUGACAUUUCCUUGAAUAAAAGUAAUCAACAACUAGCAGCCUCUCAGUUGAAUUUUGAAAUUUGAAAUUCAUAACUGAAUGGUUGUGAGUUUGAAAUGUUUUAACUCCUUCCUAUACCUAUAUUGACCAACGAAUUCAAUCUUUCAUAUCGCAGAUAAAGAAGGACGGAGCUUCACUAUUUUUUUCAUCUAGUUGACAAUACCAAAAAUGUUACCUCUUGUCCAUCACUAUUGCCUUUUUGUGAACCGGAGGCCUUUUCCAGUGUACUUAGACGAGUUGUCAUAUUUUAUAUUCAUAGAGUAAUGUGCAUUCAACAAUCUGCUCGAAAGUGGAAAAAGUGAUUUUUCAUUGAUAUAGCAAAUAUUGUGGCCUAUGCUGAUCUCUUUGUCAAUACGAUCAGAAGUUCUUCAAAACCAUGAAAAAUUGUUAUCCUUCUGAUAUACCGAGAAGUGCACAAAAUACAGCCAGGAUUGUAACUUUCGAAUUAUUCUAGAUAGGGUUUUGAAAAUUGGUGGGUAGCAAGUAUACCGAAUUGCUCAUUAAUUGAUGAAACAAUUUUUCGUCUAUCACUUUCAGUUUCACCGGAAACGACCCCAACUUUUGAUUUUUAAAUGGGACCCUGUAUUGUAUGCAUAAUCGGUUAGGGAUUGUCAUGACAAAUUCAACGAUACCGGGUUUGAUAGGGUUAUUUCAAACGAUUACAAAGAUAUUUGCGUUCGAAGUUUCCGUAUGCUCAAUGGGUGUGACUGCAAUAUCAAAACUUCUUUCUCUGUCACACUCGUUGAGCAUAUGGAAACUUAGAACGCGAAUAUCAGCGUAAUCGUUCGAAAUAACCCUAUCAAACUCGGUAUCGAUGAAUUCGUUAUGACAAUCCCUAACCGAUUAUGGAAUACAAUACAGGGUGUCCCAAUUAAAAAUCAAAAGUUGGGGUCGUUUCCGGUAAAACUGGAAGUGAUAGAACCAAAAUUGUUUCGUCAAUUGAUGAGCAAUUUGGUAUACUAGCUGUCCACCAAUUUUCAAAACCCUAUCUCGAAUAAUCCGAAAGUUACAGUCCUGGCUGUUUUAUGUGCACUUCUCUGUGUUAGUUUAUUGGAUUUUUUUUCACUUUCGCGUAAUUUGUUGAUUAAAAUUUGUGAUUUUUACAAUUGAUAUAAUUCCAGUGUUGAUAAUUCAGCAGCUUUAAGAUUUAAGAUAAGGCAGCUCCAACUUUUUCCGUGAACUGUGAAUAAAAACUUAUUUGUUGUUUAUGCAAAGUGUACAGUUUUGUUUGUAUUUAAUUUUUUGUAAAAAUAUAUAUUAUACAUUUUGGUUGUGAGAUGCGUAUGUACUAUAUUUGUUAUAUAGUAUUUCCAGAGAAUUUUCGCGAUGUUGUAAUUAUUUUGUACAUUUUCUUUCGUCCAGUUUAUGUAUUAUUACGUAAAUAUGCCAUCCUUUUUUACCCAGAUUUGUGAUUUACUUAUAGAUAAGAUUAUAAUGUAACUGUUGGCGAUUGUUAUAUUAACAAAGGAACAACAGUUUUCAUUUUUCGACUUCAAGCUUCUUGAAAAGUGAAGGAAAAUUGAAUUAUAUUGAUGAGAGUGGGGUGGAAAAUAUUUGAAAGGGGGUAAGUACAGUGUUGAGGAAGUUUUCAUAUAAUUCUUUCCUAAAUUGAAAUUUUUCGACCCAGUUAUAAAACUAUUUUUUCUGCAACCGACACAAAAGUCGUCCAUUUUGAUACCAAAAUUAGCUCUUAAAUUGACGUUUCUAUUACUGACACAAAAAUAGGUAUGUUGCUAGGCAACAUAUUUAGUUCCUAGGAGCUAAAGUUGAAUUUUAGUUCCUAGGAGCUAAAGUUGAACUUUAGCUCCUAGGAACUAAAAAGGAUGUACUGUAAGUCAUCAAGAAUAAACAACAUUGUGACGGUUGGUUAUUUGGGUUGAGACGCAUACCUGAUUUGUUUCCGAUUUCAGCAGAUUUGGCAUUUCAUACUCAUGCUGGAGAUAUAAAAACACCUUAUAGUUUAGUACUGGAAUUAUAAACAUCUCAGCUGAGUAUUUUUGUUUGAUCAGGGAAGCCUUCAAGAUUCAAAUACUUGCUUGAUCUGUAUUUCAUUCGUUAUUCUCGGGAUGGAUAACUUGUUUUUGAAUAAUCACGGCAAGCAAUAGUUUUUUUGUCCCAAACAACGAUAUUGUUUAGCUUCAUUCGAUUAUCAAGUCAAACACAGUGUAGUAUGGAGAGGAAUAAAUAAUCACUAUUAUCAUUGUUGAUAUGCUCACUAACCUAACAUUUUCUACGUCUUGUUCCUAUUGCUGGCACUGGCGCGGUAUUUGCCAUUAGAGCACCUGGUCCAUACACAAAUAUGUCUUUCUGUGGUUGUAUUUAUAUUGAAACUACAAUUCGAACAUCCUUGAAAACCUAACCUGCUGUUAAUGCAGGUAGAAUAUUCUUACCACAUGGAUUAUUUGUCAAUAUUUGUUGCAUUGCAUACAUAUGGCACGGCAUUGGUGGUUACUUCACAUGUUUAUUUGAGUUAAUUGUUUCGGUUGCAGAAAAAAUAGCAUGUUUCAUUCGGAUCAAAAGUGACUUUGUUCGACUCGCAAAUUUUGCUUUCGCUCGGCUUCGCUAUAAACGCUCCGCCUCGCAAAUGCAAAAUUCGCUUGUCAAAUAAAAUGUCACUUUUGAUCCUAAUAAAACAAUCUACUAUUUUUUCUCCAUCACAAAGAGAUUUUCCACACAAAAAAUGCUGAAAUUUGUUUUCAAUGAAUCUUCCUGAAACACCCUUAUGUAAUAUUUUGGCAUGUGUUUAUGUGCCAUUUGAAUCGACAUUUUACUAGCUCUCUUUAUUCUGCCAGUUCUAGAAGUGUACUUAUAAUUAUGUACUAAAAUUACCCAUCGUCAUAUACGACGUUCAGUAUAUGGAAGUUACCAAAUACAUUAACUAUUCGAUUUUUGUACAUAGACAUUGAAGGAGCUGACUAGGAACUAGUCCAGUUAACUUUGAUAUUUCGACAGUACUUUGAUGAAAGAAAAAUCCCCAACUUCAAAUUUUUUUAUACAAAAAUAACUAUUAUUCUAGCAUUCUGCAGAAUGAAAAUAAAUGCUUCUAAAAAAGGAAUCAACCCUAAUAGCACACAACGUCCUAGGGACGUCCCUAUUUGGUACAAUUCACGUCCGAAUGUCCCGAACCAAAAAUUAGUGUCCUUGGGACGUCCCAUCCCGUACAUCUCAUGCAAUGUCCGAGCAAGGACGUCCACGGAAUGUCCCAGCUGAUACAUCAUUUCAAAUGUCCUAGAAAUAGCAUCCCUCAGACGUCCCACGUGGUACAUAUUGUAGAAUGUCCAUGCAAGGACGUCCUUGGCAUGUCCCUGAUGGGAUAUAAUUUCAAACGUUCUUUUAGGGACAUCCAUCGGAUGUCCCGAGUAGUACAUAUUCUGGCAUGGCUUCAGAUCUUAUAUAAUGUCCCUUCUAGACAACCAUGAAAUGUCCCUGAUGGUACAUUCCUUCAAAUAUCUCUGCACAGACGCCCUCUUUCCAGGAUCGUAUAACAAUCAAAAUGUCCCUUAGGGAUAUCCGUCGGAUGUCCCAAUUGGUACAUGAACUGUACUCUUCCAAUGUCCUAAAAAUAACGUCCUAUGGACGUCCCAGUCGGUACUUUCGAUAUGUUGUCCCUGCGAGGACGUUAACUUACACCUCGCCGACGAAUGAUUGCUCGUAGGCUAUAAGUACUCCUCGUCAAUGUCCUUCACGUAAGUCCAUUGGAUAUCCAUGGGAAACUUUUUGGGGACCUUCUACGGACCAUCAACUCAACUAGAUGUCCUAAUCAGUUAUGCAAGAUCUGGUCCUAGAGGGACCCAGAAAAAUUCGAAAGAAUAAUUCGUACGUACCUGGGACAUCCUAUGGACAUUCAAUUGAUAUCCCUCAGCGUUGCUGAUAUGUUGUCCUAUGGAUGUCCUUAGGAUGUCCUCUGUAGUGCUUGAUGAGGAAUACUGUAGGAUUUAGGUAUUCGAUAGUUGUCCCAGGAACAUUCCUCAAGGACGACCCUAGUUAUUGGUCCUUAAGUGGGACAUUUGUGCGUCCCACAGACGUCCAGUGGACGUCCACGGUACCAAAUUCGAACGUCCUAUGGACGUCCUGAAUGUCCCGACAGGACGUCCUAAGGAUAUCCAUGGGACAUUAGUGUGUUAUUAGGGAACAAUUCUGUAAUGGUGAUAAACAUUUUUAAAAUGAGAAUAUACAGUGUGUCUCGCUUUUUAUGAAUACACCCUGAUAUCUCAGUUAUU